Molecule: messenger RNA, 2405 nt
Organism: Acomys russatus (golden spiny mouse)
Lineage: Eukaryota; Metazoa; Chordata; Mammalia; Rodentia; Muridae
Gene: Rela
Product: RELA proto-oncogene, NF-kB subunit
Exons: 9
Coding region: 90-1649 (519 amino acids)
Biological process (GO): non-canonical NF-kappaB signal transduction; inflammatory response; innate immune response
Cellular component (GO): cytoplasm
Molecular function (GO): RNA polymerase II cis-regulatory region sequence-specific DNA binding; DNA-binding transcription factor activity, RNA polymerase II-specific
Source: RefSeq, a predicted model, not a curated record
GCACCUAAUGGCUAGCUGUGCUACCCGCAGAGCCAGCCCAGGCGUCAGGGCCUUAUGUGGAGAUCAUCGAGCAGCCCAAACAGCGGGGCAUGCGCUUCCGCUACAAGUGCGAGGGUCGCUCAGCGGGCAGCAUUCCUGGAGAGAGGAGCACCGACACCACUAAGACGCACCCCACCAUCAAGAUCAAUGGCUACACAGGACCAGGAACAGUUCGUAUCUCCCUGGUCACCAAGGACCCACCUCACCGGCCUCAUCCACAUGAGCUUGUGGGGAAGGACUGCCGGGAUGGUUUCUACGAGGCUGAACUCUGCCCAGACCGCAGCAUCCACAGCUUCCAGAACCUGGGGAUCCAGUGUGUGAAGAAGCGAGACUUGGAGCAAGCCAUUAGCCAGCGCAUCCAGACCAACAAUAACCCCUUUCAAGUUCCCAUAGAGGAGCAGCGUGGGGACUAUGACCUGAAUGCAGUGCGCCUCUGCUUCCAGGUGACAGUGCGGGACACAUCCGGCAGGCCCCUCCGCCUCACACCUGUCCUCUCUCAUCCUAUUUUUGAUAACCGCGCCCCCAACACUGCCGAGCUCAAGAUCUGCAGAGUGAACCGAAACUCUGGAAGCUGCCUUGGUGGGGAUGAGAUCUUCUUGCUGUGUGACAAGGUGCAGAAAGAAGACAUUGAGGUGUAUUUCACCGGACCAGGCUGGGAGGCACGAGGCUCCUUUUCUCAAGCUGACGUGCACCGGCAAGUGGCCAUUGUGUUCCGGACUCCUCCGUAUGCUGACCCCAGCCUGCAGGCUCCCGUGCGCGUCUCCAUGCAGCUUCGGCGGCCUUCUGAUCGGGAGCUUAGCGAGCCCAUGGAGUUCCAGUACCUGCCAGACACAGAUGAUCGCCACCGGAUUGAAGAGAAACGCAAAAGGACCUAUGAGACCUUCAAAAGCAUCAUGAAGAAGAGUCCUUUCAAUGGACCAACCGAACCCCGGCCUCCACCCCGGCGUAUUGCUGUGCCUUCUCGAAGCUCAGCUUCUGUCCCCAAGCCAGCCCCGCAGCCCUAUACCUUUCCAACAUCCCUCAGUACCAUCAACUUUGAUGAGUUUUCCCCCAUGGUGUUACCAUCUGGGCAGAUCUCAAACCAGGCCUUGGCUUUGGCACCGUCCUCUGCCCCAGUCCUGGCCCAGACCCUGGUCCCCUCCUCAGCUAUGGUCCCAGCUCUGGCUCAGCCCCAAGCCCCUGUCCCAGUUCUAGCCCCUGGUCCUCCCCAGUCCCUGGCUGCACCUGUUCCAAAGACCGCCCAGGCCGGGGAGGGCACACUGUCUGAAGCCCUGCUGCACCUGCAGUUUGACGCUGAUGAAGACUUGGGGGCCUUGCUUGGCAACAGCACAGACCCAGGUGUGUUCACAGACCUGGCAUCUGUCGACAACUCAGAGUUCCAGCAGCUCCUCAACCAGGGGGUGUCCAUGUCUCACCCCACAGCUGAGCCCAUGCUGAUGGAGUACCCCGAAGCUAUAACUCGCCUGGUGACAGGGUCCCAGAGGCCCCCUGACCCAGCUCCCACACCCCUGGGGACCUCAGGGCUUCCCAAUGGCCUCGCCGGGGAUGAAGACUUCUCCUCCAUUGCGGACAUGGACUUCUCAGCUCUUUUGAGUCAGAUCAGCUCCUAAGGCGCUGACAGUGACCUUGCUCCGAGCACCAGGUUUCAGGGCACUGAAGCCUUUCCAAAGCACAGAUUCUGCGGUGUGUGCUCCGACUGCCCCGAUGCCUUCGGGCAGCACCCUUUUUCUUUCAUUGGCAGUAUCUCACUCUCUUUUUGGAGGUGCUUAAGCAGAAGCAUUAACUUCUCUGGAAAUGGAGCUGGGAGAAGGCGGGCUCUUCCUGGUGGGGAACUCUGGGAUCCCUCUUCUCCCAUCCUGCAGCUUCUAGCACUCCUCGAGAGGGGGCAGCUGGAGCUGAGGCCUUAGGGCCAGAAAGCCUUAUUAUCAAGUGUCUUCCUCAACACGACUUCCUGUACCCCUUGAUCCAAAGCAGUGCUCCUAACAGCAGCCCCUGUGUGGCGUUGCCUGACACUGGCACCUGAGGGGCUGCUUUUCUGGCCUGUGCAGCUCCUGCCUUGCCAGCUCUUUAAUGCUGAGCUGUGGCUGAGGAGAACAGGUGGGACAGUGCUGGCCACCUUCAGGAUCCUGAGGGAGUUUGGUCUGAGACAUCCCUGCUCCCCCCUUUUCUCAAGUGCCUUAAUAGCAGGGCAAAUUGUAUAGCAUCAGGAGGGCAGGCUAGCAGCUCAGCUACGAGACAGUCUUUACUGAGAAAGCUAUUGGACUCUUGCUCUUUCUAACUCUGAACUAAUAAAUGUGUUACCACGCUGGCGAGAGAAUCGCCAUCUUUCAGCAAACACUGAACACACUCUGCUGGUCAUUUCAGGU